Lytechinus variegatus (green sea urchin) is the source of this 877-nucleotide messenger RNA. RefSeq names its product S-crystallin SL11-like. Gene Ontology annotation, biological process: glutathione metabolic process. Gene Ontology annotation, molecular function: glutathione transferase activity. Lineage: Eukaryota; Metazoa; Echinodermata; Echinoidea; Temnopleuroida; Toxopneustidae. The transcript is spliced from 5 exons. The record is from RefSeq and is a predicted model, not a curated record. Bases 135 to 776 code for a protein of 213 amino acids.
UACUAUACAUUUUGGAGUGUACAAACAUGCUGUUGUUUCGUAUAUGAAAUGAUAUAUGUUUGGCGCUGAGAACGAAGAGGGGAUCGAGUUUGAAUUAAUACAGUCUACCGUAGGUUUUUACGAGUACUACCAAUAUGGCUGAAGCACCAAAAUAUAGAUUAACGUACUUUGUCACUAGAGGACGGGCUGAACCCAUCAGACUCCUGUUGGUUGAUGCUGGGAUCGAGUUUGAAGAUCGGAGGUUUACACAAGAACAAUGGAUCGAGAGGAAAAAUUCAGGAGAAUUUCCUUUGAACCAAUUACCGAUCCUAGAGGCUGAUGGGAAAACAAUGGUGCAAAGUCGGGCCAUCAUGCGUCACCUGGCUAGAAAAUAUGGUUACAUUGGCGCGACAGAAGAGGAAACAUAUCAGAUCGAUGUUCUCUGCGAGGCCUUGGAGGACUUGGUGGCUAGCGUGUUUGAUAUCGUGUUUAGCGACUUCGACCAAGCUUACAAGGAUAAACUCAAAGAGAAUCUACCACAGACUAUCAUUCCUCGCCAGCUGAAGUUCUUAGAGAAGGCGCUUGAAGACAACCCUUCAGGAAGCGGCUACUUCGUUGGUCAAGAUGCUACCUUGGUUGAGUUCACGUACUUCACCUUCAUCGAGAAUGUGUUGAACAUGUUCCCUAAUGUUAUGGAUCCCGCUGAAUUCCCCAAACUUCAUGCGAACCGAGAGCUGGUGAGGUCUAGGGAGAAGAUUGCCGCUUACCUUGAUAAGCAAACACCAUCCUAUAUGUAAACCUCCCGCCACCAAUCAAGACGUCCAGAGUUUCGCUCUUCAGCUGAAACACCACACACCCAACGACUUCCAACACCAUCACCACCACCACCACCAACAAC